Komagataella phaffii GS115 is the source of this 2712-nucleotide messenger RNA. Its product is annotated as ATP-binding protein required for mismatch repair in mitosis and meiosis. The transcript has a single exon. The coding region runs from base 1 to 2712 and encodes 903 amino acids. Gene Ontology annotation, biological process: mismatch repair. Gene Ontology annotation, molecular function: mismatched DNA binding; ATP hydrolysis activity; ATP-dependent DNA damage sensor activity. Lineage: Eukaryota; Fungi; Ascomycota; Pichiomycetes; Pichiales; Pichiaceae. Gene Ontology annotation, cellular component: MutLalpha complex. The record is from RefSeq and is a predicted model, not a curated record.
AUGAUCACCCAGAUAAGUGAAAAAGAUGCCCAUAAGCUAUCAUCGGGUCAGUUGAUCAUUGAUCUCACAGCUGCUGUGAAGGAGCUGGUAGAGAAUGCUAUUGAUGCCAACAGUUCCCAGAUUCAGAUUACCAUCAAAGACUACGGUCUGGAUUCCAUUCAAGUGUCUGACGAUGGGGUUGGAAUUUCAGUGGAAGAUCAUCCAUUUGUAUGCUCUCCUUAUUACACUUCAAAACUUUCAAGUUUUGAGGAUUUGCAAGCCGUCAGUACUUUGGGCUUUAGGGGAGAGGCAAUGAGUUCAUUGUGCAAUAUAAGCAAUGUUACCAUUGUUACAUGUCCUGAUCCAGAUGUCGCAGCUAGCAAGCUGGAGUAUGACCAUUCGGGCAAACUGAUCAAAAGUUCUUCGAUCUCAGCCAAGAAAGGCACAGAAGUCACCAUAUCAAACAUUUUUGAAAACUUGCCUGUUCGCAGAAAGGAGCUCGUCAAGCAUGCCAAGAGAGAUUUUUACAAAUUGAUGACAGUACUUCAAAGCUACGCUGUGAUCAAUACACAGAGACGUAUUAUGGUCAAUCAUAUAACAGCAAAGGGUAAAAAGAAUCAGAUGUUGGCAACACAAGGCGCCUCUUUGAAAGGAAACCUUGUCAAUGUGUUUGGUGCAGGAGCACUGAACGGAUUGAUUCCUAUUAACAUACAGUUGAGCAUAUCCGCUAAGUACUCCGAAGAGUUUGAACUGUCGGUAGAAGGUUACAUUUCAAAUUGCUCUUUUGGUCAGGGAAGAGCAUCUUCUGAUAGACAAUUAUUUUUCAUUAAUGGAAGGCCGGUAGAUCUGGCACAAUUAUCCAAGAAGAUCAAUGAAGCAUACAAGACGUUCAAUCAUCUGCAGUAUCCAAUGGUUGUACUCAACUUGAAGUUGGAUCCAAACUAUCUGGAUAUAAACGUUACCCCUGACAAGCGGACUAUAAUGAUUCACCAUGAAGACCAGGUUCUAGAGUCUUUGAUUGAUGCAUUAAUUAACGAGUUUAAUUCUCAAUCACACAUUAUUCCAAAGCAAGAAACAUCUACUCUGGUAGACUCUAGUAUGCUUCAGAGACCUACAGGAGAUACCAGCUUUAGACAAAGGAAACGUAGCGAUAUUUACUCCACAAUCAACGAGAGGACGAAGAGGCUGAAGGAUGCUAGUUUACAUGUUGAAGAUACGAACAAUACGACAACUGAGCUCUCUCUCUUUGUUCGUGAAGAUUCUGAGGAACAUACUGGUGCCACUGAGCCAGAUCAAGAUAUCGGAAACGACGUGGGAGUAGUUUUGACGACCUUAUCCCCUCCAAGGACAGUAAAGACAGUACGAAAUUAUCGAUUGGACGAAAGAGAUAAUUCUUCGAAUCAAAGGAAGGAAGAAGAAAGUUCUAAGAGUGACUAUUCAGAAGAAGAUGAAGUGGAUGACCAGGGAACGAGUACUCCCAAUGAUGAUUCUAAUAAUUUAUCAAUCACCAGAGUGUACUCUGUUGAAGAUAAUGAUCACCAAGGGCCGGACGAUGUAGUAAUAAUCGAUGAAAAGCAUAUUGGCGAGGGGAGAGGUGGUUUUGGUAGAUCAAAGGCUACUGAAAAGUCAAUUGAUGAAGAAAACAUAGUAGAGAAUGGGAUAAAAAACCAAGAGCCGAGUAAUGAUUCUGAACUAGUUAAUGCAGAAAUCAUUGAUGAAGAAGACGGAUCAGACCAUGCGGACAUAAUAGAGUACAAUUCCCCGACUACUAGACAGAUCCCAAAGAAUCGCCCUCAACUAGUAACAGAAAUAUUUCAAGAACCAAGUAAGCAAAACAAUGCAACUUCGGAGAUAGACCUACUAGCUUCCUACUCAUCAACUGUCCCUAUUUUAAACUUUUCCCGAGCCAAACGCCUGAACUCACAAAGAUACGUCGGAACAGUUGCAAUAGAAAGCCAAAAAAUUGCACAACAAUUUGCCUCCAAUACUUCCAGACUGAUCAACGCAGUUGAUUCCGAAAAGACUUCUUUAGAAGUUGCCAAAGAUGACAUCACUGACAAAGAAGUAGCAGAAGAAGCCUUGACAAUGAGAGUUUCCAAGACAGACUUUUUGAAAAUGAAGGUAGUCGGUCAGUUCAAUCUUGGAUUCAUCAUCGUUACUAAAAAGUCGACAGAAGGGAAGCAAGACCUUUUUAUUGUAGACCAACAUGCAUCUGACGAGAAAUAUAAUUUUGAAAACUUUCAGAAGAACACACAGUUUCUAAGCCAGCCGCUGGUGGUGCCACAGUUCAUUGAGUUAAAUCUUCUAGAUGAAGUAUUAGUUCAAGACAACAUCGAAAUCUUCAGCAAGAACGGAUUUUCUAUUAAGUUUCAAGAGGAAAAUGAGGCAGGGAAAAGGAUUCAAUUACUUUCCAUUCCAAUGUCAAAAGGAACAGUAUUUGACAUAGCAGAUUUUCAUGAGCUGGUCCAUCUACUUAAAGAAAAUCAAGGGAUCAGCAAAGAGAAUCUAUUAGCACACGUGAGGCCAUCCAAGAUACGAUCCAUGUUCGCCAUGAGGGCUUGUAGGGCAAGUAUCAUGAUUGGGAAAUCACUAUCUAUGAAAACGAUGACUAGGGUAGUCCACCAUUUGAGUGGAUUAGAUAAGCCCUGGAAUUGCCCUCAUGGAAGACCCACUAUGAGACACCUUAUUGAGCUGAGCGAUUUGAAACCGUUCCAAGAUGAUUAUAUUGUUUAG